Molecule: messenger RNA, 862 nt
Organism: Carassius auratus (goldfish)
Lineage: Eukaryota; Metazoa; Chordata; Actinopteri; Cypriniformes; Cyprinidae
Product: procyclic form-specific polypeptide B1-alpha-like
Exons: 3
Coding region: 602-862 (86 amino acids)
Source: RefSeq, a predicted model, not a curated record
AAUACAGUGAACGUCAUUUCUGAAACUGCUGAGGUUUAUUUAUACUUGAGAGUUUACACAGGCUUCUGCUCUCAGUUAGCUAAGGACUGUAGUUGAGUCAAUCUGCCGUGGGAUCUCACAGUUAAUCGCUUUAGUCUGGCAGGGACGCUGAGAGUUUUAAUUAACAAAGUAGUCUUUCUAAAUGUGGACCCACAGCACAAACAGUGCAGGAAUAUCUAGCUGCUCCAGAAUAGCCCACGAAUGCACUAUUAAAGUGCUGUCUGGCACACUUUGAGUAAUCAAAUGUGAGCCAGUCGUGCAUGAAUAUCUCUCAUAUCUGUAAAAAGCAGCGCAAAUUUGACUUUACAAAUAGAAAUGGCCCUUUAAAGCUCACCCUAUAAUGCCAUUUGAAUAGAAUGAUUGUGAUUGGUUGACUGCAAGUGAGAAGGCCAGUGAUAGGUCAGUCAAACUGUGGGGAAAAGGGCCGUUCCUAAGAGGGAAUUAAUAGAGCUCUGAGAAUUAAUUGAAGCAGGUCAGAGUUCACACAUCAGCGACAGGUGGAUAAAGAGAGUGGAGGGAUAAAUCUGGAUGGGAUCGCGUGCCUGCUCGAACCCGUGCAGCCAUGUUCAGCACUUUGAAAACGCUUUUUCGGCCCAAAACUGAGGUGGCAGUCGCUCAGAUCCCUGGAUCUCCAACACCAGUGCCUUCACCUGCACCUGCUCCUCCGACAAAGGAGGAAAAUGCAGAUGCAAAGAAAGAUGAAGAAAAAAAAGAAGAGAAAAGGGAGGAAAAGCCCGAACCAGCUCCUGCUCCAGAGCCCCCUAAACCAGAAGCCAAACCAGCGGAUCCAGCUGAUCCCGGAGCAGCAGCCGCAGAGGGGUAA